This is a messenger RNA of Vitrella brassicaformis, 813 nucleotides long. Lineage: Eukaryota; Vitrellaceae. The record is from the annotation of a GenBank genome assembly.
GUCAAUCUCUCCCAUGAAUGGACACGCAGACACACACACACACACACGACAGGAGACAGACAGACCGAUUUGCCCAGCCCCAGCCAGUGAGGCUCUCUCUCUACAAUGGGCGCAAAAAUCGACGAUCGCCGGUCGCCCCUCGUGGCACGGCACAACACAUGCACCAACACCAUGCGAACAGCAGAGACAGGGCAACCGCAUCUGCAGGCGAGGACAGAAAUACCCGAUAGACACAGGCCCCUCGGUUCUCUGAUCCACCAGCAGAACCACACAAACAUACUGAGUGAACAUCUACGAGAAGAAUGCAAGCAAGGUGAUUCAGUUCAUUUGCUUUGCUCACCAUCAGUCAACGGCCUGUGUGUGGUCUGUCUAGCGUCGGAAAUUCUUCCGUGGACACCGAUGGCCCCUCCUCCGCACCCUCAGCCUUGGAUACCUCUUCCUGGCGCACUUGAACUCACACAUGCUCUUGAAAGUCAGGCCGACGCUGCUGCAUAUUGUCUCGGGCUUGUGGUCCUCCGGGAGACACCCCACCCCGACCCCUGCAAGCUGCGACGCCAAAAGCCCCGGGGGAAGCCCGACGCCUUCUUCGUUGCCUGGGCUGGGACGCGGGCUGGGAGCUUGCUCUCCAGCGGCCGGCUGUAGCAGGGUAAGCCCCGCCUCCUGAUUGUCAGAGUCGGGUACCGACACUGUGCACACACACACAGAGAGAGAAGCGGCGGGAGGAUGGGGGGAGACACGUCGCGUCACACAAUGGUGGUCUGUGCUCACUUGUGCGCGGCGGAAGGCGCACAGGUUUUGGUAGCUCAGCCCCAU